CCAUACAACAACGAUAACAUAAAAACAAAAGGAAAAGAAAGACGGAAGAACAGGAAGAACAGCGGUGCUGUGUGAUUGGUGUGGAUGUGACUAGGCGAGGAAAACGGCCAGAUCAAGGACGAGAGUGGACGAGCCAACAAUAAUUUUGGCUCUCGUCGGGAAGUCUGACAGCCCAUAAUGGUUUUAGGAAACUCUGAACUUAACAUGGCUGAUGUUGUCAUUGUCGUUGAAGGCACAGGUUCAAAUGGUGCAUAUAUAAAUGACCUCAAAGUCAACUACAUACUUCCUACAUUGGAGUAUUUUAAUCAAGGUUCAAUUGAGGAUAAAGACUACAUUCCAGAAAGUUCCACAACACUGUACGCUCUAGUUAUUUUCCAUGCAACUGACUGUGUCCCUUACCUGACAACAGAAUGCUUUGGACCUUUUCCAACACCUCAAAAAUUCCUCGUCAUGUUGGAGUCCUUGGAAUUUAUAGGUGGCAGGGGCGCAUCACACGCUCACAUAGCUGAAGGUCUGGCCACUGCUAUGCAGUGUUUUGAUGACCUACAGCUGAAGAGAGAAGCCAACGCAAGCCCUCAAAAGCAUUGCCUACUUAUCAGCAAUUCGCCUCCGUACAGCGUCCCAACUGCAGAAUCGCAAAACUACUCGGGCAACACAGCAGAGCAAAUGGCCGCCUUGAUGCAGGAGAAUGGAGUGAAUCUGUCAAUCAUAUCGCCACGGAAAAUCCCAACGCUGUUUAAGCUUUUCGAAAAAGGCGGGGGCGACCUUGCAGCCUCGCAGACUAAAAACUACGCCAAAGACCCACGCCAUCUGGUCCUCCUGAAGGGAUUCAGUCUGAAAGAGCGACCCGUGAGUCCCAUCCCGCCGCAGCCCACGGUGAUGCCUACCGCAAACUUAGGCAGUCCCGCACCCCCGCAGCCGCACCCUCCUCAGGCGAACGCUCCCCCUGUCUUCCGGCCGUCAAUGGCGCCUAACAGACCACCGCUUGGUUUCCCUCAGAACCAGCAGCAGCAGCCUUUCAGAAUGGAACAGCCUCAGAUGCGACCUGGAAUGAACCCCAGGUGGCCUCAGGCACAGCAGACCAUGAUGCAGGCGCAGCCAAUGCGGCCGGCCAUGCCUCAGCAGCAGCAGCAGCAGCCGCAAGCACAGCAGCCAAGUCCCCUGAUUGCGCAGCUCCAGCAACCUCCUGCAGGAGUGAAUGUUAUUGGACAGCCAGGAAUGAAUCAACAGUUCCCACCAGGUGGCAACAUGAUGAACCCCAUGCAGCAGCAAAUGGCGCAGAACAUCCGCAUGCCGACAAAUCCCGCGGUUGCAGCGCAACAAACGCCCGCACAAUUGCCUCAGCAACAAGCUAGCCAAAACCAGCCAACGCCGCAAAUGUCUGGCAUGCAAAACCAACCACUGGUCCAGCCUCAAACCAUGAACCCUCAAAUGGCCCAGCAGCAGCAACAACAACAACAACAACAACAACAACAGCAGCAGCAGCAGCAGCAGCAACAGCAACAACAGCAACAACAGCAAUUGGGCGGAGUGCAGACCCAAAUGCAAGGCCAGCAGGCGCCGGGCCAGGUGCUGGCUGGAAUGCAACAGCCUGCCGGUGGCAGGGAGAGACAGACCAUCUGGUCUGGCUUGUUGGAAUGGAUGGAGAAAAAUAGAAAUUCUGACGCACAAAGGACGUCCAGAAGCGUUCCCUGCCAGGUCUCAGCAAAUACUAAAGAUGGCGAGCCUGAGUUGCGAGCGGAUGGUUGGCCGUCCAAGCUUUUGAUGCAGCUGAUGCCGAAACAGUUGAUUGGAAGUAUCGGAGGAACAUAUUUGAAGAAUUCUAAAUCAGUUUUAUUCCACCCGCAACCCUGUGAGGCUCUGGACGCUUUAACUAGAGUCAUGAGUUCUGGUUUUGCUGGAUGUGUACACUUCACAAGCCAACCCUCAAGUGCUUGUGAACUCAAAGUUCUCAUCCUGCUAUACACUGCAGAAAAACGCGCUUACUUGGGCUUCAUACCUAAUGACCAGACAGCCUUUGUGGAGCGCCUUCGCAAAGUAAUUCAGCACCAAAAGUCCACCCAAGCCAUCCGGCAGGGGCAGACUGGCGGCCCAGGAAUGGUUCCUGUGGGGCCAUCGCCUGGACUUGGCCCGGCCAUGGGCCAGAUGCAGGCGCCCAUGCAGCAGCAGCAGCAGCAAGCACAGCAACAGCAGCAGCAACAACAGCAACAACAACAACAGCAGCAACAACAGAAACAACAGCAGGGCAUGAUGAUGACUUCGCAGACCAAUCCAAUGGUCAUGGGUGGCGUCCAACUGACUCAAAAUAAUGUUCCCGGGCAGAUGCAGCCGCAGAUGGCAAAUAUUGGCCAGCAGAGGCCGCAGAUGAACGUUCAACCUGGAUUUGAGGCUGGAGAAAUGGCUGCGGGACAGCAGCCUGGCAUGAUAAGGACUCAGGGCAUGAUGCCCACGCAGCAAGGCCAGCAAACCGGCAUGGUUAGCGCAGAAGCUAUGCAGCAGCAGCAGCAGCCAGGUCCAAUCAGAGCCAUGCUUGGCCCAACACAGCAGCAAAUCAGGCCGCUGCUGCAGCAAUCGCAGCCUAACAUAGAAGAGGCCAGACAGCAGAACCUGCGGAAAAUACAGCAGCUGCGACACACUCUGGAGCAGGCCCAGCAGCAAGAACAGCAGUACAGCCGUCAAAUGAUGGAGGUUAUCGGGUUCCAUGGUGAUUCUUUGAACCUCCAAGAAGAGCAGCAAAACCAGCUUCGCGCCCAGCUGCAGAGACAGAUGAAUAUGGCUCAGCCCAUGCAACCACAAGGUAUGGCCCCGCAGCAACGAAUGAUCCGACCUAGCGGACCUGCCAUGACAAGUAACCCUGGACUGAGACAUCUGUUGCAACAGCAACCACAGUAUCGUCAGCAGCAACAACAGCAGCAGGUGAUAGGGAUGAAUCAGAUGGGUGGACCACGGCAAAUGAACCCCCAGCAACCUCAACAGCAAACCCAACAGUUUCAAGAGGAUGCCUACGACUUUCUUGGAUAGCUUCUCUACUAGCUGAUAAAUUUUUGUACGAUAUACAUUUUUAAAGAUCUUAAUGAGUUGUUAACAAUUUUCUGACAUCUCUGUAAAAAUGGUUCUUUGACCGUAAAGUCAGUAUGAAACGAUUGGAUAUUUUUAGCUUCAUUUAAUUUGUAGAAAUAAAUCAAGAUUAUACCAUUUGAACUUUUAAGCAAGUUGUGUCAUUAAUAAUUGCAGUGUAUUAUCUUAGUUUCAUAUAUUAUAUUGGUGAUGUCAUUUAAUGAUGCAAUACUUAAAUUAAAUCAGAUUAAAUCAUAGACAGCAGGAUGACAGUA
Molecule: messenger RNA, 3332 nt
Organism: Cloeon dipterum
Lineage: Eukaryota; Metazoa; Arthropoda; Insecta; Ephemeroptera; Baetidae
Product: mediator of RNA polymerase II transcription subunit 25-like
Exons: 12
Coding region: 178-3021 (947 amino acids)
Biological process (GO): positive regulation of transcription by RNA polymerase II
Cellular component (GO): mediator complex; transcription regulator complex
Source: RefSeq, a predicted model, not a curated record